ACACACACACUAUAGUGCACAUGAACACGCCCACACACACACACGAUAGUACACAUGAACACGAACGCACACACACACAAACCACUUGUAAAACAGGAACGUGUUCAUGCAAAUAAUUGUAUGUAUUUUCAGUGACAAGAAGGACACAAGGAAAUCAACUCGUCAGACUGAGCCAGGCUUUGUUCAAAGCUGGCAGAGGGGGAAAUCCAUAACUUAAUGUCUGAAGUAUUCACUUCAGAAAGAAGUGCAUACUGACGUCAUAUUCAAGGUGGGGCAGUCACAAAAGAACAUGCAGGCGCACAAACUUAUACUGAGUUUGCGCAGCUGCGUGUUCGAAGCCAUGUUAAAGGGCCCAUUGGCAGAGCAGGAUAACAUAGUUAUACCGGAUGUGGAACCAGCCAUCUUUGAAGAAUUUCUACAGUAUCUGUAUACGGACGAAGUCACGCUCACCGGUGACAAUGUAAUCGGCCUGCUGUAUGUGUCCAAGAAGUAUGACGUCAGUACCCUCGAACAGCUGUGUCUGACGUAUUUGUCGUCAUCGAUGACGUCAGACGACGCUUGCUUCGUAAUGGAGCAAGCGCACCUUUACGAUGAAAUACAACUGAUGGAGAAGUCACUGAACUUUAUUUUAGAAAAUGGUGAUGCCGCUCUUAAGUCGGCUGGACUCAUCUCUCUCUGUCAUGAAUGUUUGGUUAAGAUCGCAAAAGAGGACAAACUGGAGGCAGAUGAGAAAUCAGUCUUUGAAGCUGCCAUGAUUUGGAGUGAGAGCGCGUGCAGGAAACAAAACAAGGAUUUAAGUCCAGAAAGCAGACGAGAGGUCCUUGGAGAAGUCAUAACGCACGUGCGCUAUCCAUUGCUAGAUGAGGAAUAUUUCGUGAGAAACGUCGUACCUAUGAAAGUAUUAACAGGUUCAGAAGAAAGUAAGAUAUUUCAAUACUGGGUGUGCCCAGAUGUCAAUGUUUCACCGUUUAAUCCCAAAAAGCGCACUGGCGGGAUAAAGUUAGAGUACCCUGAUUAUUGUUCAAAAACCCCCCAAAAAAACCCAAAAAAAACAACAAAAAAAUUGUCAUUUUAUGACACAGAUUUCCUUUCACCAUAGAGAUGAUCAAAAAUAAAAAAUACAAUCUGGUCGUUAACCCUUUAAUGCCCUUGGCAAAACUAGCAUGAAUUCAGAAAAAAAAUGGUUUGUGAAUAAACGUAGCAUCAUUUUAGAACACUUUUGAGGUUAUUUGAAAUAUGUAUAUAUAUAUAUAUAUUUUUUUUUUUUUUUUUUUUUUUUUUUUUCCGUAAGUGCUUUUUGUACUUAAAAUAGUACACAUUUAAAUUCUUAGCUCAGUUCAAAUAGAUAGAGGUUAUUAUACGAGCUUGUGUGUCGUACUGAUUUUACGAAACGAGGGUCAGGAUUAUUGUAUUAACUGAGCGAGAGCGAGGGUAAUACAUGAAUUCUGACACGAGUUUCGUAAAAUCAAUACGAUUCACACGCCAAUGUAAUAAUUUCUUUAUUAGCCACAUUAUCAAAUAUAUUAUUUUUAUGAAUGACAAGCUAGGACCAUGCCAAAAGGUUUGAUACGUAACUAAAACGAGACGACGAAACGACGUUAUUUUCGGAAAUUAAGGACCACACAGAUUGAGAGAGGAAACUCGCUGUCGCCACUUCAUGGGCUACUCUUUUCGAUUAGCAGUAAGCAAUCUUUUUUUUAUAUAUGCCCCAUCCCAUAGAGAGGAUAGCACAUACCACGACAUUUGAUGUACCAGUCGCGGUGCACUAGCUGGUCAAACGUUAUGACGUUCAAUUUACAAAUAUACACGCAUGUAAUUUAUUGUAUAAUCAAUACGAAAUUAUUUGUGUUUUUAUGUUUCAUAUAUUAUUUACAUUUUCCUAUAUUAUCUGGCAACCUGUUAAAGGCAUAUUGUCGCAGACCACUGACCUAUUUAAUGGUCUAACAAAGCAUUACC
Gigantopelta aegis is the source of this 1956-nucleotide messenger RNA. RefSeq names its product BTB/POZ domain-containing protein 3-like. Lineage: Eukaryota; Metazoa; Mollusca; Gastropoda; Neomphalida; Peltospiridae. The coding region runs from base 290 to 1099 and encodes 269 amino acids. The transcript has 2 exons. Gene Ontology annotation, molecular function: protein binding. The record is from RefSeq and is a predicted model, not a curated record.